AUGGAUAUCACGUCAAAUGACACGUCUAGCAAUGUCGCAACGACAUCUCCGCCUUCUUUCAACGUAGAGCUUAAGAAGACAAAAGUGGUAUGGGCUCAGGAGGCGCUAGUGCCACCCCCGGCGAGUUGGACGGAAACCUUUGCAGAAAUCCUCAAGUUCCGCACAAAGAUAGAAAGUUUACAGGAGCGUCCACUAGCUUCCCUCACCGCCGAGCAUCGCACGCUCGUGGCCUUGUUAACGCAGGAGAGUGACAAGGAUAUCAAAACGCUUGCAAAGGAAAUCCAGAAGACACUUUCCCCAGAAUCGGCUUCGUCCACAGCUUCUAGUGAUACACAAGCUCCUGUUCUUCCCCUGAAUGUUGUCGAGUCGGCUAUCAAUGAUGUGGCCAAACGUAUCAAUUACGGUGUCGAAGGAGGCCUCAAGGACUUUUGUGUGUGGAGAUGGGAAUUAGACGACCUUAGUGACCUUCCGGACACGAAGCGUGCCCUCAUGUUACAACGCCGCGCGGAUCGUCAAAAGGGUAGGGCUGUAUUAUUGGCACAGUAUGAAGCACUGGCGGAUGCAGACAAGACCGCAAUCGUAUUGAAGUCCCGACGUAAAAAGCAAGACGAAACAAAUGGCGGAAAGGAAAACGUGCCGGCUCCAUCGACUGUGCCUUCUGCACUGGCAAACGCGGUGGUGCAAGAUGCCCCAUCGACGUCAACGUCGACGACAAAUGCCGCUACUACUACUAAUAUGAAAGAGAAGGAGACCAAAGCCAAGAAAGGUGCGAAGCCCAAGGAAGCACCCGCUACGGGAUCCUCUACUCUGUUGUCGUGGCUCGCUCCUAAAUCAACACCUGCUGCUCCCGCCACACCCAAGAAAGCAGACCCGACUCCGGUCGAGCAAAAAGAGGAAUCAAAGCCAGCUUCCUCCUCUUUCGAUCAAACGUUUAAGCCCUUUCGUGUCAAGAAUGGGUUUACUCUUGCUCCCAUCAACCACUUUAAGUCAACAAAGGCUCGGGUCAUUGUGCUCGAUGACGAGGAAGGCCCAGAAUCCAAAACUCGCUUCAAUUCAGCUACCCAUCGAGAUACACACCCAUUGCGAACGCUCUUGGCAGAAAUGCCGCCAUCUUCCAAGCCACGAAAGACCGCGUACGGGCGCCCUCAUGACAAAGCCCCAGCAAUGAAGACGAGUUCUCGUGUCUUAGUUCGGGACUUGAUCGAAAAGCUGAACGACGCUACAGCCGCAGGUGAUGUCUAUUCUGCCAAAAUCCUUAUUUCGACACUUUCGGAUCGUCGCCAGCUACCCGUUCGAUGGCUUUAUUUCUACGAGAAUACUCGACCUAUGUAUGUCGGUACCUGGACGAGAACCUCGAACACCGUUGGGCCACGAACUCCAUUUGCUAUGGAUGAGAACUUGGACUAUACGUAUGAUAGUGGGGAGGAGUGGUUCGAAGAAGAGGAAGGAGAAGAGAUGGAUGAUACGGAGACGAUUGAAGAGGAGGACGAAGAGCUUGACGACGAAAACAACGACUGGAUCGUGGACGAUGAUGUGGACGAGUUGGAACCAAACGAUGAAGGUGGUCUUGUGACGCUUGGAGACUCGCCCAAAGGAAAGCGCAAGGCGGAGAGUGGUCCCUUUGGUUGGCUCGGCAUGAACAAGCGACGAAAGCUCGUGCCACUCAAGCCCGACUGCAAGGGACCGUAUUGGGAAACUACGCUUGGGACCCCAGAACUUUCGUCUUGGUCUCGAUAUUGUGUUCGCGUCUUAAACGACGUCCCUCUGUAUAUUGAUCCUCUGGCCUCGUACCACGAUCCGCCUGCUCCAGCUGCCAAAAGCGCCGAUGGGUUUGCUAUACCAGCUAUUCCUGACCGGCUACUACCCACCGCGUCAGCUUCAACUUCGAACCCGGCGGCAUCCGCCUUGGCUUCGACCGCGGGUCCAGCGAAGAAGCGGGCGUCUGCAAAAGCCACGAAGGACACACCAAUGCUCUCCGACAAACUGGCACACGAAAUGGCCAAGCUCGUACUCGAAUCCGAGACUGGCUUGACGCAGCAGUCCAUUGUCGAUACCGUCUAUUUGAAGCUCAAAGGCGCUGGCGCAAAGAAGAAUGCGAUACAAGCAACGAUGAAGACAGCGUUUGUCAAGGACAAGAAUCGAUGGAUCCUUAAAGACGAGUACAAGAGUCUCGCAGAAGGACCUUGA
Messenger RNA from Serendipita indica DSM 11827, 2187 nucleotides. The record is from the annotation of a GenBank genome assembly. NCBI's taxonomy places the organism in Eukaryota, Fungi, Basidiomycota, Agaricomycetes, Sebacinales, Serendipitaceae.